Messenger RNA from Rubroshorea leprosula, 745 nucleotides. NCBI's taxonomy places the organism in Eukaryota, Viridiplantae, Streptophyta, Magnoliopsida, Malvales, Dipterocarpaceae. The record is from the annotation of a GenBank genome assembly.
AUAGUUUCAGACCAAGAAAACAAACAUUCCACAUACUUGCUUUCAGAAUUUGUCUUCCACAAUUUUGUUGCCAUGGUGAAGAAAAACCCUAGCCUCGGUCGCCAGAAGAUUGCAAUUGAAAAAAUACAGAAGAAAAGCUGUCUCCAAGUAACAUUCUCUAAGAGAACAGCUGGGCUUUUCAAGAAAGCAAGUGAGCUGUGCACCCUUUGUGGGGUGGAAAUUGGAAUAGUAGUCUUCUCCCCUGCCAACACGCCAUUUUCUUUUGGUCACCCUCAAGUUGAGUCUCUCUUUGAUCGCUUCCUUACCCGAAACCCUCACAGGAAGGGUUCCUUUCAUCAUGAUCAAUUAAUUGAAUCUAAUCGCGAUGCUCAUGUUUGCAAACUUAACUUUCAUCUGACACAGCUUCUUAAUCAGUUGGAAGUUGAGAAAAAGCAAGGGGAAGCUUUUGACCGAAUUCAGGAAGAAGUAAGGAGGCAGUGCUGGUGGGCUGCGCCUAUUGAUGAACUUGGAGUGCAGCAGCUAGAACAGCUAAGGGCGGCGUUACAGGAGCUAAAGAAGAAUGUUGGAAGACAAAUCAACCAGAUUUUAUAUGGUGCUAACUCAUCAACUCCUAAUAAUAAUGGUUAUGGUAAUGUCUGUUUCUGAAGAACUAAUUCAGACAGAUGAGAGCUAGGACCUCAUUAGCUCAGUAAUAUGUCUUCCUUUCCAGUUUUAGACUAUGUUGUAAUAAAAUGGGGCGAUGUUA